Molecule: messenger RNA, 1452 nt
Organism: Podarcis lilfordi (Lilford's wall lizard)
Lineage: Eukaryota; Metazoa; Chordata; Lepidosauria; Squamata; Lacertidae
Source: the annotation of a GenBank genome assembly
AUGUUCACGCCCCUGGGCACCUAUGAAUACAGAGUUAUGCCCUUUGGAUUACAAAAUGGCUCCCACUGUUUUCAAGCCUUCAUGCAUCACGUAUUGGCGGGUCUCCUCUACAAGAAAUGCGUCUGCUUCCUGGACGACAUCCUGAUAUUUUCAGAAUCAGAGGAGACCCACGAGGGAGACGUCAAGGAAGUUCUGCAGAGACUGCAGGAGCACAGGCUGUACGCCAAGCUGGAGAAGUGCCAGUUCGACAUGAAGGAGGUAGAUUUCCUGGGCUACAAGUUGUCGGACAAGGGGCUCGCCAUGGACAGCGCCAAGGUUCGCUCAGUGUUGGACUGGAAGAGCCCGCGCAAUCGGAAGGAGGUCCAGCGGUUUGUCGGUUUCGCCAACUUUUACCGCAAGUUCAUCAAGGGGUUCGCGAUGCAGACGGCGGCCAUUACCGACACGCUCAGCUCCAAGAAGAAGAAGUUCAUCUGGACGGAGCAAGCGGAGCAGUCCUUUCAGAAACUCAAGCGUCUCUUCUCGUCCGAAGAGCAGCUACUGCAUGUGAAUCCCAGCAGACCGAUGAGGGUUGAAACGGACGCCUCAGACAGAGCCGUGGGAGCAGUACUGUUGCAGCAAGACCCGCAUGGGGACUGGAGACCGUGUGCCUUCUACUCCAGGAAGCUCAGCAAGUCAGAGCAGAACUACACCAUCUGGGACAGGGAGUUGCUGGCCAUUCAUGCAGCAUUCAAGGCGUGGCGGCACUUCCUCAUUGGAGCCAAACACACAGUGCAGGUCCGCACGGACCAUAAAAACCUGGAGUACUGGCGCACGGCAAGGUUCCUGAACCAGAGGCACAUACGAUGGGCGGAGUUCUUUGCGGAUUUCGACUUCAGGAUAGAGUACAUCCCAGGCGACAACAACAUCAUGGCGGAUGCACUGUCCAGAAAGCCGCAAUACCUCGAGGAGGCGGCGCCAGCAGCGGCCAAGCACAUUUUCGCACCGAAAGCGUGGGCGUGCGCUUCAGCAACCGUGGACCUGGAUGCUGUACGUCGAGCACUGCAGGAGGACCCCUUCGCGCAAGCAAAGAUGGCAGAGGUGCAAAGGGGCACGGCGGAGGACGACGAGUUCCAGAUACGCGACGGAUUGCUCAUCCGCAGAGGGGCCCUCUACGUACCGGGAGACGACCUCCGCGCGAAAGUACUGCAGCAGUUGCACGACGCACCCACCGCCGGGCACUUUGGCAAAGAGAAGACGGUAGAAUUAGUAGCCAGAGAUUUUUGGUGGCCCAAGAUGCGGGGGAAGUCGCGGAUUACGUCUCGAGGUGCGACACCUGCCAAAGGGCCAAGUCAGUGCACAAACCGCCGGCGGGACUGCUCGAACCGCUGCAGACACCGCUCGAACCGUGGGAGAGGGUGGCCCUGGACUUUGUCACGGAUCUACCCAGCUCGAGGGGCAAGACGGCAGUGCUAG